UCCUCCCUCUUCUCACUUCUAAGCUAUUUCCUUUUCUCUGUUUCUCUUUGCCCCUUUUGCCGCAUUUAUUGUUUCCAUUUUUCUCCUAAAAUAAAAAUUCGUUGAAUUCAAGAAGGAAAAGGAGAAGGCGACGACCUCUGAUCGGUGAAUUAUUCGGACGUCACAGAAGCACCUGUCUUUUAGGAUGGUCAAGGGUUUUAUUUUAAUGUCGAUGAAUUUGGGGCUAAAGAUCCGAUCGUUGAUUUCAUUAUGAGCAUUCUCCGAAAGGAACCGUAUUGGUUGCGUAUUUUUCGAUUAGAGCUAUUCGCUUCUAUUCUUCCGUCGUCGUCAUUUGGAGUUGGGACUGAUGUCUUAAAAAGAGCAAUUUUUCCUGAGGUCUAGUUGACUUGAGUUGCAUUAAUGGUUCCGAAGGGAUCAUGUCACCCGGCACCGAAUCCUCACCCCCAUUGAUUAUGGACAGCAACUAUACAAGCAAAGAGAUAGGGUCUUUAAACAAUGGUGGCGCAGAAGGUCCUAUGCCUUCAGAGAGCAUGACGGGGGCAAAAGCCAAGAAACCACCUCGACACCUCUCGAUCAUUCGGCAUUCUGUGAGCAGUGCUCGCCUGGGCUUCAAUUUGGGGACUCUUGCCUUGAUUUCUCCGCAGCAAGGACAGACUGGGUUCUGGCCUGUGUUUCGGUCGGGUUGCUGCUCAGAGAUUGGGCCGAAACCACACAUGGAGGAUGAGCACAUUCGCAUUGAUAAUCUCGUCGAAUAUCUUAGAGCUUCUACCAAUUUUCCAUCACCUGGUGCUUUCUAUGGAGUGUUUGAUGGACAUGGUGGUAUAGAUGCAGCAUGUUUUGUUCGAAAUAAUAUCCUUAAAUACAUAAUUGAGGACGUUUAUUUCCCUGCUAGUGUGGAGAAGGCCAUAAAGAAUGCAUUUAUAAAGGUUGAUCAUGCGCUUGCCGAUUCCCAUUCACUUGAUCGCUCUUCUGGAACAACAGCACUUACAGCCCUUAUUUUAGACAGGUCGCUGCUCAUUGCUAAUGCAGGUGAUUGCCGAGCCGUAUUAGGGAAGCGUGGCCGAGCAAUUGAACUUUCCAAAGACCAUAAGCCUAACUGCAAUGCUGAACGGCGUAGAAUUGAGAGGUUAGGCGGUAGUGUUUACGAUGGAUAUCUUAAUGGUCAGCUGUCUGUCGCUAGGGCUCUUGGUGACUGGCACAUGAAAGGCUCCAAAGGAUCUGCCUGCCCACUUAGCGCUGAACCAGAGUUGCAGGAGACAAUUCUAACAGAAGAGGAUGAGUUCUUAAUAAUGGGCUGUGAUGGCAUUUGGGAUGUCAUGAGCAGUCAGUGUGCGGUGACAAUGACUAGGAAGGAACUCAUGCUUCACAAUGAUCCAGAGAAAUGCUCGAGAGAGCUUGUGCGAGAAGCGCUGAAACGAAACACUUGCGACAAUUUAACUGUCAUGGUCAUCUGCUUUUCCCCAGAUCCGCCCCCUCGCAUCGAGAUCCCUAGAACUCGAGUCCGGAGGAGUAUUUCUUUGGAAGGCCUACAUGUCCUAAAGGGAGCUCUGGACGAUAAUAUAUGAUAUCGGACUUCUAGUUAUCCAUUCUCCUAUUCUGUAGCCUGUAGAGAAUGGAGUCUCUUGACAUUCUUGGCCUUCAUUGGCAAAUGAAGGUAAAUUUUCAGUGAGGCUGUAGGUGAAUUUUGUAGUUAUUCAUUGCUAUGAAUAACAUUUGAUGAGUCUGUAAUUUAGAUAAAUUGUUUUUGAGAAUGUGCUACGUGUUGCAGUUAAUUUUAGCUUUUUGCAAACAUUGAUUACUU
Musa acuminata subsp. malaccensis (wild Malaysian banana) is the source of this 1801-nucleotide messenger RNA. The record is from RefSeq and is a predicted model, not a curated record. NCBI's taxonomy places the organism in Eukaryota, Viridiplantae, Streptophyta, Magnoliopsida, Zingiberales, Musaceae.